UCCAUCACGAUCUAGUGCUGGAGAGCAGACAGACGCCACAUAGAGUUCAUACUUCUUCCUCUAGCUCUAGCAGCCCACAACCCACGUGUAACCACCAUUAUUUUCCAUCCCAAUCCCACCACACUCAGGGAACAGCAGCCAUGCCUUUCGGGAACAGUCACAACCAGCUGAAGAUGAAGUAUUCCUCUGAGCAGGAAUAUCCCGACCUCAGCAAGCACAACAACCAUAUGGCCAAGGUUCUCACACCGGUGCUAUAUGAGAAGUUGCGCUCCAAACAGACACCCAGCGGGUUUACACUGGAUGAUGUAAUCCAGACCGGGGUAGAUAACCCAGGCCACCCCUUCAUUAUGACUGUGGGUUGUGUGGCUGGGGAUGAGGAGACCUAUGAGGUGUUCAAGGAGCUGCUGGACCCUGUUAUUCAGGACAGACAUGGAGGAUACAAACCCACAGACAAACACAAGACCGACCUCAAUCCCAAUAACCUCAAGGGCGGUGAUGAUCUGGAUGCCAACUACGUGUUGAGCUCUCGUGUCAGAACAGGCAGGAGUAUCCGCGGAUUAGGCCUGCCGCCCCACUGCAGUCGUGGGGAGAGAAGAGCUGUUGAGAAGCUCUCAGUGGAAGCUCUGGGUGCCCUGACUGGGGAUCUCAAAGGAAAAUAUUACGCCCUGAAAAACAUGACAGAGGCUGAGCAGCAGCAGCUCAUCGAUGACCAUUUCCUGUUUGACAAGCCUGUGUCUCCCCUGCUGUUGGCCUCAGGGAUGGCUCGUGAUUGGCCUGACGCCAGGGGCAUCUGGCACAAUGAUAACAAGACAUUCCUUGUGUGGGUGAAUGAGGAGGACCACCUGCGUGUCAUCUCCAUGCAGAAAGGUGGCAACAUGAAGGAGGUCUUCAACCGUUUCUGCACCGGUCUCUCUAAGGUAUUACAUCACUGUGAUACUAAAAGCCCAUCCACACCAAGAACGAUAACUAUAUUAGUGCCCACACUAAUGCACAAUAAUGUUCUGUUUAUUAUAAGCGUGAUGCAGUUAUGCAGCUUUAAUAUCUCAAACUCUUUAAUAUCUCAAGUGGAUUCUGAUUGGCUGUCAAAGUUUUUAUCAUUCAUGAGCUGGAAAAAGUUCUGAAAGUGAUAGUAGCUA
This is a messenger RNA of Sinocyclocheilus rhinocerous, 1136 nucleotides long. RefSeq names its product creatine kinase B-type-like. Gene Ontology annotation, molecular function: creatine kinase activity. Lineage: Eukaryota; Metazoa; Chordata; Actinopteri; Cypriniformes; Cyprinidae. The transcript has 6 exons. Gene Ontology annotation, biological process: phosphocreatine biosynthetic process. The record is from RefSeq and is a predicted model, not a curated record. Bases 141 to 1121 code for a protein of 326 amino acids.